Molecule: messenger RNA, 961 nt
Organism: Leptidea sinapis
Lineage: Eukaryota; Metazoa; Arthropoda; Insecta; Lepidoptera; Pieridae
Product: trypsin-1-like
Exons: 6
Coding region: 108-905 (265 amino acids)
Biological process (GO): proteolysis
Molecular function (GO): serine-type endopeptidase activity
Source: RefSeq, a predicted model, not a curated record
UGUAUCACCUGCUUACUACGAUAAGCUACAAGGAAAUAUAAAUAGAGCAUUUUCAAAUCGUUUAAGAACAUUGUAAGUCUCGAAAUACACGAUAACCACCGUUCGCGAUGGACGGUGGAAAAACUCUUGCCAUUUUAUUUCUGCACAUAGCCAUCUUUAUUCAAGAUGUUUACAGUGAUGCUGAUAAUAACAUUGAAAACAGAAUUUUAGGUGGUCAUAAAGUCAGCAUUAAGGACUAUCCCUACCAAGUACAUAUAACUGCAGAAAAAAAUGGAAAAAAGUACCAAUGUGGAGGAUCUAUAUUGACUUAUAAACACAUAAUUACUGCUGCACACUGCGUUAAAGGUCGCGAAAAAGUAAUGGUAAGAGCGGGUGUAUCAAGUCUAAAGGAAUCGACAAAGGAUGAACCAUCUAUGCCAGGAAUCUAUGUGUAUCAUCCCAAUUAUAAUGAUUCGACCUCCGACUACGAUAUUGCAAUUAUAGAAUUAACAAAUAAUAACAUUACUUAUACACCCAAAAAACAACCUACAACUCUCCCAAAAUCCGGAACAGAAGUUCGUGCAGGCACAAACACUACAGUGUCUGGAUGGGGAUAUAUAAAGCCAAAUGGACCCUACAGUAACGACUUAAGAGCUGUGACAUUAAAAGUGUAUCCUCUUCAAUACUGUGCUAUAUACUACGGUAGCCUUGUCACAGAGAGGCACAUCUGUGCAGGUUCUGAUGAACCAGACCAAAAUUCUUGCCAGGGCGACGCCGGUGGUCCUUUGGUGAUAACCUCAGAUAAGGUACAAGUCGGUGUCGUGAGUGGUGGCCUAGGCUGCGAAUCAAGAGUACCCAAGAUCUAUACUAACCUAGCUUAUGGGGGUAUUAGGGACUUUAUAUCAAAAUAUACGGGUGGCUCAUAAAUUAACCUAUAAAAUUUAAUCAUUUAUAAAUAUAAACUUGUGUGCGCUAAGAGACA